Cajanus cajan (pigeon pea) is the source of this 2887-nucleotide messenger RNA. NCBI's taxonomy places the organism in Eukaryota, Viridiplantae, Streptophyta, Magnoliopsida, Fabales, Fabaceae. The record is from RefSeq and is a predicted model, not a curated record.
AGAGGAACAAAAAAAUCUAAAAGGAAACAAGUGAAGCAGCGACGAGGAUGGAGAUAGUAGAGAAAGUGGCUCUUCCUCUGCUCCUCCCAAACCCACCAUUAAAACACAAUUGUGUGGCCUCAGCCUCAGCCUCAGCGCCCUCAGUGAGCACUCUUAUCCAUGAUCUCAAUUCGAAUUCGAAUUCACAGUCCCGGCAGCGCGUGAGCCUGGGCAGGUCCUCCGACCCCAACCGCGGCAAGGCAUGGUCUCCUCACCGGCUCUCUCCUCGAGGUCAGCAUAUUCUCCACACCUUAACCUUAACUCAUUCCAAUCCAACCUUUGACUUAGACCAUAUUCUGCGUCCUCUUUUCGACCUUCCCAAUCCCUCUUCCGAUAUUUUGGAGAUAAUCAAGGCCCUAGGGUUCAACAACCAAUGCGACCUCGCCCUCGCCGUCUUCCACUGCCUUCGAACCACCCACUCCUCUCAUUCCACCACUUCUGCAAUCCCCGUCAUCAUCAAAAUCCUCGCCAAGGCUGGGCGCGUCUCCUCCGCCGCCUCCCUGCUUCUCGCUCUCCAAAACGACGGCGUCCAGAUUGACGUCUACGCCUACACUUGCAUGAUUAGCGCCUACUCCAGUAGCGGCCGCUACAGGGACGCCGUCAACCUCUUCAACAAGAUGCAAGAAGACGGCUGCGCCCCCACUCUCAUCACCUACAACGUCGUUUUUAACGUUUACGGCAAAAUGGGCAUGCCCUGGUCUAACGUUACUGCUCUCCUUCAUGCCAUGACCUCGCGUGGGGUUGCCCCUGAUUUGUAUACUUACAAUACGCUUAUAAGUUGCUGCCGCCGCGGUUCUCUCUACGAAGAAGCUGUUCAAUUGUUUCAGGACAUCAAGUUGGCUGGUUUUACGCCUGACAAGGUUACCUACAAUGCCUUAUUGGAUGUUUUUGGCAAGUCUAGACGCCCCAAGGAGGCUAUGCAGGUUCUCCGAGAGAUGGAAGCCAAUGGCUUUUCUCCCACCAGUGUAACUUACAAUUCCUUGAUUUCGGCUUAUGCUAAGGGUGGCUUGUUGGAGGAGGCUUUGGAGCUUAAAUCCCAAAUGGUGGAGAAAGGGAUUAAGCCUGAUGUCUUUACCUACACCACCCUUAUGUCUGGAUUUGAGAAGGCCGGGAAAGAUGACUUUGCCAUUCAAGUUUUUCAAGAAAUGAGAGAGGUGGGAUGCAAACCUAAUAUUUGCACCUUCAAUGCCCUCAUUAAGAUGUACGGCAACCGGGGAAAGUUUGUGGAAAUGAUGAAAGUCUUUGAUGAGAUCAGGGUGUGCAAUUGCUCCCCUGAUAUUGUUACUUGGAACACUCUUUUGGCUGUUUUUGGACAGAAUGGAAUGCACUCCCAAGUGUCUGGAAUAUUUAAAGAAAUGAAGAGAGCAGGGUUUGUCCCUGAGAGGGACACUUUCAACACUCUAAUUAGUGCCUACAGCAGGUGUGGCUCCUUUGACCAGGCAAUGGCUGUUUACAAGAGCAUGCUUGAAGCUGGAGUGGUGCCCGAUCUUUCUACCUAUAACGCUGUUUUGGCAGCAUUGGCUCGAGGAGGCCUUUGGGAACAAGCUGAGAAAGUCCUUGCUGAGAUGAAGGAUGGUCGGUGUAAACCUAAUGAGCUCUCGUAUUCUUCUUUGCUUCAUGCUUAUGCCAAUGGCAAGGAGAUUGAAAGGAUGAAUGCUUUUGCCGAGGAGAUAUACUCUGGUUCUAUUGAAACUCGUGCUGUUCUUUUGAAGACCCUUGUUCUAGUUAACAGCAAGAGUGAUCUGCUGAUGGAAACAGAACGUGCCUUUUUGGAGUUGAGGAAGAGAGGAAUUUCGCCUGACAUAAUUACUCUGAAUGCAAUGCUUUCGAUAUAUGGGAGGAAGCAGAUGGUGGCCAAAGCCAACGAGAUUUUGAACUUCAUGCACGAGAGAGGAUUUACUCCGAGUUUGACUACAUAUAAUAGCUUGAUGUAUAUGUACAGCCGUUCUGAAAACUUCCAAAAAUCUGAAGAAAUCUUGAGGGAAGCUCUGGAGAAAGGUAUGAAACCUGAUAGGAUUUCAUACAAUACUGUUAUUUAUGCGUAUUGCAGAAAUGGUAGGAUGAAGGAGGCUUCGCGGAUAUUUUCCGAAAUGAAAGAUUCUGCACUUGUUCCGGAUGUUGUAACUUACAACACAUUUAUUGCAACAUAUGCUGCUGACACAAUGUUUGCCGAGGCUAUUGAUGUAGUUCAGUACAUGAUCAAGCGGGGAUGUAAGCCAGACCAGAAUACUUACAACUCCAUUGUUGAUUGGUAUUGUAAGCUCAACCAGCGGGAUGAGGCCAUCAGUUUUGUUAAAAACCUUGGUAAUCUUGACCCGCAUGUUUCCAAGGACGAAGAAAGUAGGUUACUAACGAGAAUAGCAAAAAUGUGGCCAUAAAUUGUUUCAUGACUCCCUGGAUGUAAUAUUGGAAUUUAGACUGUUUCUUGGCUUCUAGUUUUUAGAUGCCAUUAGUAUUUUUUUCCUCCUUAGUUGCCAUGUUGUAUAAUAUUUGGGCAUGGAGGUUGGCAUUCACCGCGUGUAGUUGUAAAUGAUGGUAUUCCUAUGCUGGGGUUUAUCUGCAGAAAUAGGCAGCAGUGUGUCUCCUCAGCGAUGCUUGCAGGCGGGGUUGUACAGAAAGAUGGGAAAUUAAAGAAUAGUAAGAGAAGGGUAAUGGUUGGUUUUGAAUGUCAAUAACAUGUAGAAUAAACUAUAUAGCAACGACAUCAAGAAAAAUAACACGUGCAGGGAAGGCUUAGGCUUUUAGUAUUGUCGUAGAUUCAUUUUGUAACAUAAUUUCCUCUUUGUUUGUUGUUGUUGUAGUGUGUUCGUCAGCAAAAUAUAUAAGUUGUUAUGUUUUUGUUUUGAGA